UUACAACUUGGAAACAACAGAGCCUCAUUCCAACCAGAGACAGUGUCCUUUUAGAGAACGCUCUUUCAGGCCACACCAUGAUAUCACUCGCUGUUUUGCUGGGCGUGAAAGUUUCGAGUAUCUGUUUAUUAAAUACCAGAGUUUAUAGGCAGUUGGGUGCGUGCAUACUGGUUGUUACGUACUGUUAAACCGUUAAACGCCGGAGUGGAACAACCGCCGACUAGUGUUCGUGUUUUUAACGUCUGUGUGAGAACAUUUCGACAAAAAAAGGUAAAAAUGCGAGAUUAGACUACGGAAUACGGUGCCUUUUAUUCGCAGGAGGACAAAUGGAUCAGCCGGAGGAGGAGCUACAGCAGAUUGCCAAAUGGCUCUGUGAGGAGGGACUUCCUCCUGGCUCCCCCAAGGAGGUUCAGCUGUGUGUGCUUUGGCGUGCCCUCCAACGCACAAGAAGCCGUCUAAGCAGUGUGACACGGGACCUGGACAGGCAGCGCUUACAGUACUCAGCAGAGUUGACAGAUGUCCGCAAGUCAUUGGAGCAGAUCCGAAUCUUUACAGAGCACAAAGACGUUCUGGCUCAGGAGAUACAAGAUGAAAAUGAUCAGCUCAAGGACCAGCUUCGGCGUUUAAUAUCCCUUCAAGAUGCCCAGAUAAGCGAGGUGGCUAAAAUGCUGUACCAGCAGGGUCUCACAGAGUUGAUUCACAGCAGCCCAAGUGAACAAGUGGCCUACCUCCUGGUGGAGAGAGCUUCCUUUUUUGAGACAAGUGAAGCCCCAAUUCACCUGAAAGGACACACAAGCAGAGGGGUGGUUGAUGUCAAAUCUGAACGGCAGUGCAUAAAUACACACCAGUCACCCCACAAGGGGGCAGUACGUCAUCAUCAGAACCCAUGGAAGAGGCUCUUUGGGCUGCACAAAGCAUCUCAGAGCAAGCAUACUUUCAUCCCAGCCGAGGCCAGGCAUUUGGCUGGCCAGGCAAGCAGCAUGCAGAGGGAAUGUUCCCGUCUGGAGCGUGAUUUGGAGGAGGGCUCCCGUCGGCUGGCUAUGGCCCACAAUGAGAUCAGGCAUUUGACUGAUGAGCUAGAGUCUGCUCAUUUGACCCAACGAGCUUAUGAGCCUGAGCUACAGGCAGCACAGCAGGAGGUAGAGCAACUCCGACAGGAAGUUGAGAAACUAAAGAAAUAUGAAAUGGUAGAACUGCGAAAGACCAAAGAGCUGAAUGAUCGCCUGGACCUUGAGAUCAGAGCCCUGAGGAACAGGGUACGCACUCUGGAUGCUGAGAAAAACUCCCUGCAGCAGAAGGUGGUGUCCCUUCAGAGGGAAGUAGAGAGGCUGCAGUCUUCCCUGCAGGAGCAACGGCAGCCUACACAGCAGCUCCUCACUAUGCAGGUCCAGGGCAACCCGGACAAAGAGCUGGCUGAAAUUUUUCUGCAGAAGGAGAUGGAGCAGCUGGGAUCAGCCCCGAGGGAGCAGCUCCAGACUGCGGAGAUUCAGACAGAAGAGUUAACAAAAUCACAAGAAGCAGAGCUGGUACAGAUUGAACCAACCUGCAGAAAAUUGCAAGAGGAACUCGAUGCUCAGAAAAGAUGUCUCGUGGAAAAGGAGGAAACUGUGAGUACAUUAAAAUGGGUUAUUUCUCUGCAGAGGGAUGUGGAGCGGCUUCAGUCUGCCCUGCAGGAGCAGCAGCUGCAUACUAAGCAGAAACUCCUCACUGUGCAGGCUCAGGCCAGCCAGGCUAAUGAGUUAGCUCAGAGCACUGAGAUCUGCAAAGAUUUACAAAAUAAGCUUGACCUUCAGUCCAGAUGUCUUUUGGAAAAGGAGUCAGAGAUACAUACACUUAAGCAGCAGCUAGACGAUUCCCAAAAAGAACUGGACAAAUUAAUGGCCACCAUUUUCACGACAGAGAAAAAUCUUCUGAAUAGCAGACUUGAAGAGCAAUGGACACAAAUACUCCUCCUGCAAAAUAAGGAAAACACAAAACCUAAGGACUUCCCUGAAUUUAAAGAGGCAGUGAAGAUUCUUUUGGCCACCCAGGAUGAAUGUGAGACACUUAAAAAGGAAAUCUGUGAAACCCUUCAGUGUCUGGACAAAGAGAGGAGCAAGUACCAUGAGAUCAAGGAAAAGCACAGGAUCAAACUGCUUCAAGUUAAACAGAAACUUAAUGAUGAAACUACAAGGCGUGAUGAGAAGAUUCAUAAUCUAGAGCGGGAGCUUUCUUUGUGCUCCCAUUCAUUAGCAAAGGAGAAAGAAGUAACCAUGAGUAUAGCUGUGGAAAAUGACAAACUACUUGUUGAGAGGAGAAGGUUGCUACAACAGCUGAAUGAAGAGGAAAACAACAAGAAAGACUGUAAUCUAACAGCUUCUUUGUCUAAAUGCAGGGUGGAUUUUCUAGAGAUGGAAAACAAGAAACUUGGAAACAAAAUACUCCACAUGUCCACCCAGCUUGCUGUCCUGGAACGCAGCCUGCAGAACAUGCAGACACUUCACCUUAAUGAGGAGCUGAAGAAAAGAUCUAAUCCUGUGCAGGUUUUAAAAUCUCUCAGUUUGCAAGCUUCAAGACCCCUGACCCGAGCCUCAGAGAUGGGCUACUUGAAUGUGACUUCCAACCAGAGCCUCUCAGACCACACCAUUCCCUCAGCUAGCCUCAGCAGCUCAGAUAGAACCUGCUCCUGAGAUCUUCUGUAACUGCAACAUAAACUGUACAGACACUAUUUUAUUUGUAAGUAAAUAUCAUUAAUGUAACAGAGUAUACUCCCUUUCUCUGCCUCUCCUUUGUCUUAUGACUUCAUUUUUAUGCUCUCACUGAACAUAAGACCUCUCUGAAACAUCUCAGAUCAGAGUGUCUUGGAUAUAUUUAAAAGACUUAUACAGAACAGAUCAACGUACUUUAGUUGUUUAAAGCAAUACCUAAACUUUCCUUCAUCACCAAACUGUGCCUGACUAAAACAUUUACAACAUGAAAAAUUUUCUCAGGUAAACAAAAUCUUUCCACACACAACAGAACCUUCACAUAUUCCAUUUUAAGGUUUACCACACACCAUAAUGAGUUUGAUUAAUCUCUAAACUGUCAUGCUUACCUGUGUACAAACUAAAAUGAGUCAUUUAGCACAGUUUGUUGACUCUAAAUUAUCCUGAAUCAAAUCAUGCUUGCGUGCAGCGUGUGGUUGCCUUUUUUGUAUUUAACCAUUUAAAGAUGUAUUCUUAGCACACCUAUGUCCUGUCAACAUAAUACGUUUUACAUCUCAACAGCUUUUAAAACAAAAGUCUGUGAGUAAAUUAAAGCAACCCAGCCUGACAUGUGUACUUGGAUGUCAAAGUUGCUUGUCAGUAUUCAUCUUUCCCUUUAUCUCAAAUAGAGUUGUUCCGAUACAGAUACCAGUAUCGGAAAUACAUCCGAUACUGCUUAAAAUGAAGGUAUCGUAUCGGCGAGUACACAAGUUUAUGCACUGAUCCGAUAUCGUUUGGUUUAACUUUAUAGUUUGCUUCAUUUUGCCAUGCUAAUUGUUAGCGCUAUAAACCGGAAAUAGUUUUUUCUUUGGUGCCAGCCUUCCGUUUUGAGCGCAGCAGCACAACCAAGGGACCUGCUGCAGCUGCAAGGAAUACAGGCUGUGUGACAGUUUUUCUCUGAAUGAGAAAAAAACGCCUUUAAAACGCCUUUCAGACUGGCGAUCUCGUACAAGACAUGAAAUGACACCGUGUAUAAAAAGUUAAAUAACUUUUGAACCGUAAAUUGUUACCUCUUGUUUUCCUCUUGAAUCUAGACGUUUUGUUUUCACAUUCACACUAUUGAUGCCUCUGAAUUCCGUAUGGCAGCGUUCUCAGCGAGCCUGGAACUCAUGUGUGUUUUGGGGACUUUAAUGAUUAAAUCCACACCAGUAAAUCUGAUAUUGAAUGUCUUUUUAUCCAUUUUAAUCUAAUUAUGAUCAUUUAUUACCACUAGCUCGAAUGCUAACCACCAUGUUGUUUCUCUCUCAGUGUCUGUCAGCCAAUAGCAGGCUGUUCCGUAAUCAUGUGAUGCUGCAAAAAGUAACAGAAAGGAGAGAGAGCGUUCUAUGCACUUGAUGAUUUAUACAACUGUAUACGUUUAGUACAUAUCUGUUAUCAACAAUUGUUAAUCUGCGAGUUGUAAAUUUUAGAUUGUAUUUGGAAAAGUGCACUAAAGUUUGUGUUUAAAAAAAGAGAGAGAGAGAGCCUGUGAUGCAGCCCCCUGUAUUAUUAUUUUAAUAUUUAGCAGCAAAACUCAAUAAUCAGCAGGAAAACAACUUUAGGGUCACAGAGACACUUUACAUUUACAAUUCUAAUAGUUAAGCCAUGUUCUAAGUCAAAUAUAGCCUAGAUCUAAAAUAAUUUGUGAGUCUGAUCAGUCAUUUCAGAUAGUUCAGACUGGUAUUGGCUUGGCCGAUACCCAACACCUUGGUAUCAGUAUCGUAUCAGGAGGGAAAAAAUGGUAUCCUAACAUCCCUAAUCUCAAACAAUCAUGCACACACAAUAAGCAAAAAAGCUACAUGUAUAAAUAAAUUUCCAAAAGUAUUCGCUCACCUGCCUUGACUCGCAUGUGAACUUAAAGGUGCUGUGUGUAAAACUGAAUAUCAACAUCUAGAAGUGGGUUCCAAAUUGCAUUUCUCUGCUGUAAAC
Molecule: messenger RNA, 4631 nt
Organism: Cheilinus undulatus (humphead wrasse)
Lineage: Eukaryota; Metazoa; Chordata; Actinopteri; Labriformes; Labridae
Product: coiled-coil domain-containing protein 30
Exons: 21
Coding region: 327-2669 (780 amino acids)
Source: RefSeq, a predicted model, not a curated record